UGUUUGUCGACUAUCGCCUCAGUAGCCACUUCUCCACGACCCACUCACUGCUUCACUACCCCUAAUACAGAUUGUUAUAUACAACACAGCCCAGAAGCGGCCACAUCAUCUCUUAAAGAGUUUCAACCAGCCAACCUCCUGGACCGCCAACUCUGAACCAACAUGGCGUUCCAACCCACCCCGACGGACAUCUCCGUCAUGAUCACAACACCAGCCGCCAACACGACUGAUCGCCCGCAGUUCAUCACCGAGCGCCGUGUCACCCCGACAUGGACAGUCACGCAGCUCAAAGGCAAAUUGGAGACCAUGACAGGGAUUCCACCCGGAUGCCAACGACUGCGGCUCAAGACGCCGGGACAUCCGGAUCAAUGGCUUGACCAGGACGACUCCAGUGUUGGUAACUACGGCUUGACAAAGGGGUCUGAGAUUGAAGUCCAUGACUCCCGUCCUCAGGGCGCACGCCCGAAUUUCACUGACCUCUCCUCUGUGGAGAAGUAUACUCUCCCGGAGUCGACCUACGAGACUCUUCCCAACUCUGUCCUCGCGUGGAAAAAGAACCAGAAGCUCGGCCGCUUUGACCCUAAUGCUUCGUCCCCGGAGGAGUUGAUGCAAGCGCAGGCACAGAAAGAUGCUGAGGAUGUCCAACAAAGAAACAUCACCACCUCUCAACGCGCAAUCAUCCUCCCCUCCUCCCCGCCACACAUCCGCCGCGGCACCAUCCAAUUUGUGGGCCCCGCCCCCACGAUCCCAUUCCCCGGCGUAGAAGCCGACGCGCAGUUGCAGUCCAGCGCGCGCCCAAUCUGGGUCGGGAUCGAGCUGGACGAGCCGACAGGGAAGAACGAUGGGAGUGUAGGCGGCGAGCGCUACUUCACGUGCCCGCCUAAGACGGGCGUUUUUGUCAAGCCGGAGAAAGUUCAGGUUGGCGAUUUUCCGCCUUUGAGCCUUGAUGAUGAGUUGGAUGAGUUGGAGGAGAUUUAGGGGGAUGUGGUUGGGAUAGCCUAGAUGAUUAUUGAGUGGGGAAGACUGGUAAGAGCGACGACGUAAAGACUCAUAUUAAAU
This is a messenger RNA of Aspergillus candidus, 1059 nucleotides long. Its product is annotated as tubulin-folding cofactor B. Gene Ontology annotation, molecular function: alpha-tubulin binding; microtubule plus-end binding. Bases 163 to 978 code for a protein of 271 amino acids. Lineage: Eukaryota; Fungi; Ascomycota; Eurotiomycetes; Eurotiales; Aspergillaceae. The record is from RefSeq and is a predicted model, not a curated record. Gene Ontology annotation, biological process: post-chaperonin tubulin folding pathway; tubulin complex assembly; cytoplasmic microtubule organization. Gene Ontology annotation, cellular component: nucleus; microtubule plus-end; cytoplasm. The transcript has 5 exons.